AUGGAAGAGAAUUGGUGGUUUCGGCGUCUGUUUCAGAUUUCGAUGCCGGGCAUGAUGGAUACAGUCCUAAACCUUGGACUAAAUGAUGAGGUUGUUGCUGGUUUGGCUGCAAAAAGUGGUGAGCGUUUUGCAUAUGACUCGUACAGAAGGUUCCUCGACAUGUUUGGAAAUGUUGUGAUGGGCAUUCCACAUUCUCUAUUUGAGGAAAAGCUGCAAAAGUUAAAGGAUGAAAAGGGCAUAAAGCUGGACACUGACCUAUCUGCCUCUGAUCUUAAGGAGCUGGUAGAACAGUACAAGAGUGUCUACCUUGAGGCCAAGGGAGAAAAGUUUCCCACAGACCCAAAAAUGCAGUUGGAAUUGGCAGUCAAGGCAGUAUUUAAUUCAUGGGACAGUCCUCGGGCUAUUAAAUAUAGGAGCAUUAAUCAAAUAACUGGGUUGAAGGGAACUGCAGUUAACAUCCAAAGCAUGGUUUUUGGAAACAUGGGAAACACUUCUGGUACUGGUGUUCUCUUCACCAGGAACCCAGGCACCGGUGAGAAGAAGCUCUAUGGGGAGUUUCUGAUAAAUGCUCAGGGAGAGGAUGUUGUAGCUGGCAUUAGAACACCUGAGGACUUGGAUACCAUGAAGAAUUGUAUGCCUGAAGCUUACAAGGAACUUGUUGAGAAUUGUGAAAUUUUAGAAAGACAUUACAAAGACAUGAUGGAUAUUGAAUUCACUGUUCAAGAAAAUAGGCUAUGGAUGUUGCAAUGUCGAUCAGGAAAACGCACAGGCAAAGGUGCAAUAAAGAUUGCUGUGGACAUGGUUAAUGAACGGCUUGUUGACACUAGCACUGCAAUCAAAAUGGUGGAGCCACAGCAUCUUGACCAACUUCUUCAUCCACAGUUUGAGGAUCCAAAUGCUUACAAAGACAAGGUGAUUGCAAAGGGCCUGCCUGCAUCACCUGGAGCAGCAGUUGGGCAGAUUGUCUUUAGUGCUGAGGAUGCUGAAACAUGGCACACGCAAGGAAAGUGUGUCAUUUUGGUGAGAACUGAAACCAGUCCCGAGGACGUUGGAGGAAUGCAUGCAGCUGCCGGAAUCUUGACAGCUAGAGGUGGCAUGACAUCUCAUGCAGCUGUUGUAGCUCGUGGCUGGGGAAAAUGUUGUGUUUCAGGUUGUGGUGACAUCCGCGUAAAUGAUGCUGAAAGGGCUCUAGUUGUAGGAGGUCAAGUAAUUAAUGAAGGAGAAUGGAUUUCACUAAAUGGUUCGACGGGUGAAGUGAUAUUGGGUAAACAACCACUGGCUCCACCUGCCAUGACAGGUGAUUUGGAGAUCUUCAUGUCAUGGGCUGACAAAAUAAGACGGAUUAAGGUGAUGGCAAAUGCAGAUACACCUGAUGAUGCACUUACUGCAAGGAACAAUGGUGCUGAAGGAAUUGGUUUAUGUCGAACGGAGCACAUGUUCUUUGCUUCUGAUGAAAGAAUAAAGGCCGUUAGGAAGAUGAUAAUGGCAAUUUCCCUGGAGCAGAGGAAGGAAGCCCUGGACUCGUUGUUGCCUUAUCAACGAUCUGAUUUUGAGGGCAUUUUCCGUGCUAUGGAUGGUCAUCCUGUCACAAUUCGGCUGCUAGACCCUCCACUUCAUGAGUUUCUCCCAGAAGGCAACCUUGAAGAAAUUGUUGGUCAACUAACUACAGAUACAGGCAUGUCAGAAGAUGAAGUUUACUCGAGGAUUGAGAAAUUAUCAGAAGUGAAUCCAAUGCUUGGAUUUCGAGGAUGCAGACUUGGAAUAUCGUAUCCGGAGUUGACAGAAAUGCAAGUGCGUGCAAUUUUUGAGGCUGCAGCCUCUCUUAGAAAUCAAGGCUUUACAGUACUCCCAGAAAUUAUGGUGCCCCUUGUUGGAACACCUGAGGAAUUAGGGCAUCAAGUAAGCUUAGUACGAAAUGUUGCUGAAAAAGUCUUCUCAGAGAUGGGUGCCUCACUGAGCUAUAAGGUGGGAACCAUGAUAGAAAUCCCAAGAGCUGCUCUUGUUGCAGAUGAGAUUGCCAAGGAAGCAGAAUUCUUUUCCUUUGGGACAAAUGACCUCACUCAAAUGACAUUUGGGUACAGUAGAGAUGAUGUUGGCAAGUUUCUCCCCAUUUACUUGGCUAAAGGCAUUCUACAAGCAGAUCCAUUUGAGGUACUUGAUCAGAAGGGUGUCGGCCAACUCAUCAAGAUCGCUACAGAAAGAGGCCGUGCAGCGAGGCCGAGCUUGAAGGUCGGAAUUUGUGGAGAACAUGGAGGGGAACCUUCUUCUGUUGCCUUCUUUGCUGAGGCCGGACUUGACUAUGUUUCAUGCUCUCCAUUCAGGGUCCCCAUUGCAAGGCUAGCAGCAGCUCAAGUUGCAGCAGUAGAAUGACAAGGAAUUCUGGGCAAAAAAGCCCUUCUGCUGUCUGUUCCAUCGGGAUAGUUGUGCAUAAAUAAGUAUACAUGUAUAGUCGUUGCAGAUGAACAUUGAGAUAAAAAGUCCAUGUAAUGUAGAAACAAAUCAAAGGGCAAUAUGCUGGAUGUUGCUGUGCAUAUAAUAAAUAGUUGAUUGAAGCAAAGGAAAUAUGUGAAUAUUUUUGUUAUGUUUCUCA
Coffea arabica (coffee) is the source of this 2590-nucleotide messenger RNA. NCBI's taxonomy places the organism in Eukaryota, Viridiplantae, Streptophyta, Magnoliopsida, Gentianales, Rubiaceae. The record is from RefSeq and is a predicted model, not a curated record.